Molecule: messenger RNA, 1617 nt
Organism: Saccharomyces eubayanus
Lineage: Eukaryota; Fungi; Ascomycota; Saccharomycetes; Saccharomycetales; Saccharomycetaceae
Gene: SSZ1
Product: ribosome-associated complex protein SSZ1
Exons: 1
Coding region: 1-1617 (538 amino acids)
Biological process (GO): protein folding
Cellular component (GO): nucleus; cytosol
Molecular function (GO): ATP-dependent protein folding chaperone; ATP binding
Source: RefSeq, a predicted model, not a curated record
AUGUCCUCUCCAGUGAUCGGUAUCACCUUCGGUAACACCUCAUCUUCCAUCGCUUACAUCAACCCAAAGAAUGACGUAGACGUUAUUGCCAACCCAGAUGGUGAGCGUGCCAUUCCAUCUGCUUUGUCCUACGUCGGUGAGGAUGAAUAUCACGGUGGUCAAGCUUUGCAACAAUUGAUCAGAAACCCUAAGAACACCAUCAUCAACUUCCGUGACUUCAUUGGUUUACCAUUCGAUAAAUGUGACAUUACCAAGUGCGCUAACGGAGCCCCAGCUGUUGAAAUUGACGGUAAAGCUGGGUUCAUUAUCUCAAGAGGUGAAGGUAAAGAAGAGAAACUUACUGUUGAUGAAGUUGUCUCCAGACAUUUGAACAGAUUGAAGUUGGCUGCUGAAGAUUACAUUGGCUCUACCGUCAAGGAAGCUGUGUUGACCGUCCCAACAAACUUUUCUGAAGAACAAAAGACUGCCUUAAAGGCUUCUGCCGGAAAGGUUGGCUUGAAGAUUGUUCAAUUCAUUAAUGAACCAUCUGCUGCUCUAUUGGCCCAUGCUGAACUAUUCCCAUUUGAAAAGGAUGUUAACGUAGUCGUUGCUGAUUUUGGUGGUAUUAGAUCCGAUGCUGCUGUUAUUGCCGUUCGUAACGGUAUCUUCACCAUCUUGUCUAGUGUCCACGACUUCAACUUAGGUGGUGACAACUUGGAUACUGAAUUGGUAGAAUACUUCGCCAAUGAAUUCCAAAAGAAGAAUCAAACUAACCCAAGAAAGAACGCUAGAUCUUUGGCCAAAUUAAAGGCUAACUCUUCCAUCACUAAAAAGACUUUAUCUAAUGCCACUUCAGCUACCAUUUCCAUUGAUUCUUUGGCUGACGGGUUUGAUUAUCACGCUUCUAUCAACAGAAUGAGAUACGAGUUAGUGGCUAACAAGGUUUUCGCUCAAUUCUCCUCUUUCAUUGAUUCUGCCAUUGCCAAAGCUGAAUUAGACCCAUUAGACAUCGAUGCUGUUCUUUUGACUGGUGGUGUAUCAUUCACUCCAAAGUUGACCACCAAUUUGGAAUACACAUUACCAGAAUCUGUUGAAAUUCUCGGUCCACAGAACAAGAACGCUUCUAACAAUCCAAACGAAUUAUCUGCAUCCGGUGCCGCUUUACAAGCCAGACUAGUCAGCGACUACGAUGCCGAUGAAUUAGCUGAAGCUUUACAACCAGUUAUCAUCAACACCCCACAUCUAAAGAAGGCCAUUGGUUUGGUCGGUGCCAAGGGUGAAUUCCAUCCAGUUUUGCUAGCUGAAACUUCCUACCCAGUACAAAAGAAAUUGACUUUGAAACAGGCGAAGGGUGACUUCUUGGUUGGUGUUUACGAAGGUGAACAUCACAUUGAGGAAAAAACUUUGGAACCAGCUCCAAAGGAAGAAAACGCUGAAGAAGACGAUGAAAGUGAAUGGUCCGACGACGAACCAGAAGUUGUCAGGGAAAAACUGUACACUCUGGGUACUAAAUUGAUGGAAUUAGGUAUCAAGAACGCCAACGGCGUUGAAAUCAUUUUCAACAUCAACAAAGACGGUGCGCUAAGAGUCACUGCUAGAGAUUUGAAGUCUGGCACUGCUGUUAAGGGUGAAUUAUAG